UAACGCGAUUAUGUCUGGAUUUUCGCUGUGUUUGUCAAAGACACGGAGCUUUAUUUUCCACCGCGGGUUAUACAGGUUUAUGUAUUAGGGAAUGCUGUUAUGUUAUUCUACGGGUAACUGGUAACAUAGCAGGCCCGUUCAUUGCGCUGCCAACCCUUGUUCCUUUCCUGUGUCAAUGAUUGUCCUCCCCUUACUCUCAUGGCGGAGACUAAAAUAAUAUAUCAUAUAGACGAGGAGGAGACUCCUUAUCUGGUAAAACUGUCCGUUUCUCCAGAGAAAGUCACCUUAGCGGAUUUUAAAAAUGUCCUCAACAAUCGACCGGUCAAUAGCUACAAAUUCUUCUUCAAAUCGAUGGACCAGGAUUUUGGGGUUGUCAAAGAAGAGAUUUCUGAUGACAACGCCAAGCUGCCUUGCUUCAACGGGAGAGUGGUGUCCUGGUUGGUCCUGGCAGAGAGCGCCCAUUCUGAUGGAGGAUCUCAGUGUACAGAGAGCCAUCCAGAGCUGCCCCCUCCUCUUGAGAGAACAGGGGGCAUCGGAGACUCGCGCCCCCCCUCCUUCCACGCCAACGCGGUGAGCAGUCGAGAUGGCCUGGACACCGAGACGGGAACAGAGUCUCUCCUGAGCCACCGCAGAGAGAGAGAGAGAGAGCGCGCACGGAGGAGAGCUCGAGAGACCGAGCUCCCUCGCAUCAACGGUCACUCUAAAUCAGAGCGCACUGCAAGGGAUUCAGCCAUGGGUUAUGACAGUGCCUCAGUAAUGAGCAGCGAGCUGGAGUCCAGCUCAUUUGUGGACAGUGAAGAAGACGAGGAUGCCAGCAGGCUCAGUAGCUCCACGGAACAGAGCUCGUCUUCACAGCUGAUGCGCAGACACAAGCGCCGGCGGCGGAGGCACAAAGUGGCCAAGAUAGACCGGUCUUCAUCCUUCAGCAGUAUCACAGACUCCACUAUGAGCCUCAACAUCAUCACCGUCACACUCAACAUGGAGAAGUACAACUUCUUGGGCAUCAGUAUUGUUGGUCAGAGUAAUGACCGGGGAGAUGGCGGCAUCUACAUCGGCUCCAUCAUGAAGGGAGGAGCUGUGGCUGCUGACGGCAGAAUAGAACCUGGAGACAUGCUCCUCCAGGUGAAUGACGUAAACUUUGAGAACAUGAGCAAUGACGACGCUGUGAGGAUUCUCAGAGAGAUUGUCUCCAAAACUGGUCCUAUUAGUCUUACUGUUGCCAAAUGUUGGGACCCGUCUCCACGAAGCUACUUCACCAUCCCUCGUGCGGAACCCGUGAGACCGAUUGACCCUGCAGCCUGGAUUUCACACACCACUGCCCUGACAGGACCUUAUCCACACUACGGUAAAACUAACCAACCGCUGGAGUCACACACUGUGAAACAUCCUUUCUCUAAAUUUGAUGACUUGCCUCUGUCUGCAAGUAAAACAGACAUGGCCACCAUCGUCAAGGUGAUGCAGUUGCCUGACUCUGGCCUAGAGAUCCGAGACAGGAUGUGGUUGAAGAUCACCAUUGCCAAUGCUGUGAUUGGUGCUGACGUGGUGGACUGGCUUUACUCCAGAGUAGAAGGAUUCAAGGACCGGCGGGAUGCGAGGAAGUAUGCAAGCAGUCUGCUGAAACAUGGCUACCUGAGACACACCGUCAACAAGAUCACCUUCUCCGAACAGUGCUACUAUACCUUUGGGGACCUCUGCCAAAACAUGGCAUCACUCAAUUUAAAUGAGGGAUCCAGCGGUGGAGGCUCUGAGCAGGACACUUUGGCACCGCUCCCUCCCACCAGCAACCCCUGGCCCCUGGGCGGGCAGCCAUUCCCCUACCCUCCCUUUCCCUCCGCACCCCCCAGCUUCCCGCCAGGAUACUCAGACCCAUGCCACAGUUUCCACAGCGGGAGCGCAGGCAGCCAGCACAGCGAGGGAAGCCGAAGCAGUGGAUCUAACCCCAGUGCAGGCAAAGGUAGACGCUCCUCCCCACAGGAGAAGGGUCAAAGGUCAACAUGCAGCGAAUCAGAGCCCGGCAUCCGUGGAGGGAGGCGCGGUGAUCGGUCCGCUAGCCAAAUGAGCCAUCACAGCCACGCCGUCUCCAGUCACAGUCACGCCCGAUCAAGUCUCAGUCACAGUCAGUCACACAGGAGCCACUCGCUCUCACAGAACAGCCACCCCUCCUUCACCUACAGCCACGCCCCGUUCACCCAGCCAGGGCCAGGCUCCUGUGCCCAGAGCGAGCGAAGCCAUGCCUCCUCCUACGGCCCCCCAGGCUUGCCUCCUCCUUAUUGUCUGGCACGUCUGGCCCCCAAGACCUCAGUCAGCAGCAGCACGCCCCCUGGAGCCCCUCCUGGGAGAGAGUUAGCAGCCGUUCCUCCCGAGCUCACCGCCAGUCGCCAGUCCUUCCAGCAUGCUAUGGGCAAUCCCUGUGAGUUCUUUGUUGACAUCAUGUGACAGGACAGUGCCUUUAAAACUCAUGGAGCACAAAAUAAUUCUCCCUGAACCCACAUACCCCCUUCUCUCUUUCCUCUCAAUCUUUUGCCUCUAACUGUCUCUAAGUUCAGAAUGUAGACACUGACUGGCCCUCUACCCACCCCCUGCUAUCUGUCUAUCUCUCUGAUGUUCACGCAAUGGACUACAGGCAGCAAGAGCACAACAGGAGGGAGUCCUCUCACACUUACAAACACGGGUCCUCUGUGGCUGAAAACCCUCUUUUGUAUUGACGUGACGUGUACAGUUUGUGAAACGUGAGUGGUAUUCAGUGUGGUGAUUCUUUAAAGCUGCUGCGCAGACAUUCUCUUGGGAGUGUGUACUCUACGUAGGAUCAUUUCUGUUCUGCAAGACCUUUAAGCUGGCUGGGCCUGGAUCUCAAUCCCCCAGACCCAGACCGACACCUACAGCCCGCACUUAGGAACUUUUUUUCUGGGCCUAGAACUUGGACUGGAUCUCCUGACUCAUAUGUGUGCAUACUGAAAAAAAUUAGCUCAUUACACCAAACCUCUGGCCCCAUUUCCUUUACGCUGUGGCACAGCCACCAGCUUACCUGCCAACUACUUAAAAUUGACCAUGAUCAGUUCACAAACCGUGGAUUUCUUCAACUUCAUAAGGGAGGCCCUGUAGCCAGCCAGUAGUUAAACUAGGCUGCAUAUUGCAUGACUGUCUCAACUGCUUUAAAGAAAAGAAAUUUUAUUAAUACAUUUCGUUUAAAGUAUUACCAUUAUUUGGGGGAGGGGAUACCUCUUACCAAUGGUCUAAAGGAAGAAUCCGUACACUGGAUGAUUUUUGUGAUGUUAUUUAUGUGAUCAUGUUGCAUUAAUGGUGUCAUACUUUGUCUACUACGGCUGACUAACAGACAAUCAGACAUCACCCUUUGUGAAUCAGUGGCCAGUUUCAACUGUCCUCGCUGUGCUUUGUCGAAUGUAUCAUUAUUCCUGUCAGUGAUUAGGCCCUGACACUCAUAACACUUUGGUUUAAACACUUUUAACGUAAUCAGAUCAACUUACAAACAGGAUUGCAAACAGUGCACACCCACCACAGCAGUGGACGCAAACUCACAGGGUUGACAUGAGAUAAACCACUUUGCUGAAAGCGUAAUUGUCAUCACCUUAUUCGCAAGUGUGAGCUUAGAUAAAAGUCAGUGCGAUAAAAGCCAAAGCCUCACGUUGUGUGGUGGAUAUUUAGAAACUGUCUGAGAUGUAAAUCUCUGUCUAUGAUUUUCAUCAGAAACUUCUCAUUUUACAACUUCAAAGUGACUUCAAGGGGAAUCCUGGCCUUCACAUUCUGAUAUCCUUAUGAAACAAUGGCAAACCCCUGUUGUAUCUACCUAGAAUAUAGUUACAAGAGGGAAAUAACAUGCACACACACACACACAAACACACACUAGAUUUAUGAGCACUUUUGUCAUUUUGUCUCUCCCUCCCUUUAGUAUGAAACACUGUUUGCAAUCAAAGCUUUCUCUUUAAUUUUGUUUCUUUUCAAAAGAAGA
Molecule: messenger RNA, 3967 nt
Organism: Seriola dumerili (greater amberjack)
Lineage: Eukaryota; Metazoa; Chordata; Actinopteri; Carangiformes; Carangidae
Gene: dvl1
Product: dishevelled segment polarity protein 1
Exons: 15
Coding region: 199-2436 (745 amino acids)
Biological process (GO): intracellular signal transduction; canonical Wnt signaling pathway
Cellular component (GO): cytosol
Molecular function (GO): frizzled binding
Source: RefSeq, a predicted model, not a curated record